Molecule: messenger RNA, 2539 nt
Organism: Plectropomus leopardus (leopard coralgrouper)
Lineage: Eukaryota; Metazoa; Chordata; Actinopteri; Perciformes; Serranidae
Gene: tubg1
Product: tubulin, gamma 1
Biological process (GO): cytoplasmic microtubule organization; microtubule nucleation
Cellular component (GO): microtubule; gamma-tubulin complex
Molecular function (GO): GTP binding
Source: RefSeq, a predicted model, not a curated record
ACAUCAGCACCAAGCGGGAAGGAGCGGGCUGCUGCUGGAGAAGCGGUCUCAGCUGCUGUCUACUUUUCUUUCAUCAUUUAGCUAGCAAGCAGCUAGCGGGCUAGCUAAAUAAAUAAGCAGCAACCGAAGACUGAACAUGCCGAGGGAAAUCAUAACGCUCCAGCUCGGACAAUGUGGAAAUCAAAUCGGUUUUGAGUUUUGGAAGCAGCUGUGUGCAGAGCAUGGCAUUAGUCCAGAGGGGAUUGUUGAGGAGUUUGCGACUGAAGGGACCGACAGGAAGGACGUUUUCUUCUACCAGGCUGACGAUGAGCACUACAUCCCCCGUGCAGUCCUCCUGGAUCUGGAGCCAAGGGUGAUCCACUCCAUCCUCAACUCUCCUUAUGCCAACCUGUACAACCCAGAGAACAUCUACCUGUCAGAGCACGGUGGAGGUGCUGGGAACAAUUGGGCAAGUGGAUAUUCACAGGGCAAAAAAAUCCAAGAGGACAUCUUUGACAUCAUUGACCGGGAGGCAGAUGGCAGUGACAGUCUGGAGGGAUUUGUCCUGUGUCACUCCAUUGCAGGGGGCACAGGUUCUGGGCUGGGAUCCUAUCUGCUGGAGAAACUCAACGACAGAUACCCAAAGAAGCUGGUGCAGACUUACUCUGUUUUCCCAAACCAGGAUGAGAUGAGUGAUGUGGUCGUUCAGCCGUACAACUCGCUGCUCACACUUAAGAGGCUCACCCAGAACGCAGACUGCGUGGUGGUGUUGGAUAACACGGCUUUAAAUCGCAUCGCCACAGACAGGCUGCAUAUCCAGAACCCCUCGUUCUCCCAGAUCAAUCAGUUGGUUUCUACCAUCAUGUCUGCAAGCACAACCACCCUGCGUUACCCGGGCUACAUGAACAACGACCUUAUUGGCCUGAUUGCAUCCCUCAUCCCCACACCUCGCCUCCACUUCCUUAUGACUGGCUACACACCACUUACUACUGAUCAGUCAGUUGCUAGUGUGAGGAAAACCACAGUGCUGGAUGUGAUGAGGAGGCUUCUGCAACCCAAAAACGUGAUGGUGUCCACAGGAAGGGAGAGGCAGCCAAGCCACUGCUACAUCGCCAUCCUUAACAUCAUCCAGGGAGAAGUCGACCCAACACAGGUGCAUAAAAGCCUCCAAAGGAUCCGGGAGCGUAAACUUGCCAGCUUCAUUCCUUGGGGUCCCGCCAGCAUCCAGGUGGCUUUGUCCAGGAAGUCCCCGUACCUGCCCUCGGCCCACAGAGUCAGCGGCCUGAUGAUGGCCAACCACACAAGCAUCUCCUCUCUGUUUGAGCGGACGUGCCGGCAAUACGACAAAUUGCGUAAGCGUGAGGCCUUCCUGGAGCAAUUCCGCAAAGAGGACAUAUUCAAGGACAACUUUGAUGAGUUGGACAACUCUCGUGAAGUGGUCCAGCAGCUGGUGGAUGAGUACAGCGCAGCCACGCGACCUGACUACAUCUCCUGGGGCACACAGGAACAGUAAACUGAAACUUUUGUCUCAACUACAACUCAGUCAGCAUACAUGCUUAGCUGCUUUAUCCCAACUCAGUUUAUGUCCCUUCUUCACUUUUCAGAAUAUUUCCUCUUACAUGUAGGUGUCCCAAAAUAGACAGGUAUUUGGCUAUAGCUGCUUCUCUGAAAGAAAUAUUUAUUGGGUUGUUGUAGCAUUAAAUAGUUUAGUGUGUUUGUGUCUCACAGUUGAAAAGGAACUUCGGGAUAGGUGUUAAUGGCCACUGUUAUUGUUAUUACAUUUACCAAAAAGUAUAAUGGACUGGACUAUAUCACAUACUGGACAUUCUCAAACCCAGUUUAAAUAAGCAAUCCUUACCUAAUAGUGCAGUGAUGUAAAAGCACGUCUGUGCAGAACGCAUCAAAAUAUAUUGUACAGAACAAUCUAUAAAUGUCUGUUGAUAGUUGUUUUUUUUUUCCUUUUUUCCUAAAUUCAACUUUCCCACCUUCUAGCCAUUUUUUUUUCAGAAAUGUUAAGACAACCUGUUGCCUUGUUUCUGUCUAUUUUUAUACUGAGUAAAGUACUUUGUGCAGUUGAUUUACAGUAAAACAUCCACCGCCUACAAAAUGAUUGCCUUGAAUAAUGGGAGUGCUAUUGAAAGUUUGAUGCAUGGUGGUUAAUGCAGGUUCUUGCAUCCAAGACAUUUCUGUCAAGGUGCUUUGUACAGUCUGUCUGCUGCUGAUACACAUUGUUCAUUUGUUAGCGCUGUACAUGACCAACAGGAAUGUCAAGUUGAAGUUAGGAUUGUGUCAGAAACAAUGCUAAAGCACCUGCCAUAAGAACGACGUUGACAUUUUGACAUCAUUUGCCGCCUACAGUAGAGAAAGUUUGCACAGAUGAACAUGGUGUAGGAGGAUAGAGUUCAUUUUAACACACUUUAACAUCUCUAUGCCUGUAAAUAUACUUUAAAGAACAGCAGGUUUACUGGCUGUAUCGUCUAAAAUGAAUAUACUGUUUCACGUUGCUUUGCUUGUUGGACCUGUUGAAAUGAUGAAUAAACACAUUUUCUAUUGCUUUCCA